Paramecium pentaurelia is the source of this 1053-nucleotide messenger RNA. The record is from the annotation of a GenBank genome assembly. Lineage: Eukaryota; Ciliophora; Oligohymenophorea; Peniculida; Parameciidae.
AUGAAUGAAGCCAUACCUUGCAAAAAACAUCCAAUUUUUUUUACAUAAUGGGUUAGGAUUCUUUAAGAGAAUAUUGAUUUCGGAUGUAUCAAGUGUUUAGAUAAAAUUAAUGAUCGCGCACAUAUUCUAUAUAUACCGGAAGUAAAUUAAUUAAACAUCAAUAGAUUAUUUAAAACCCAAGUAUUCUAGUACCUCAUAUUCCAGUUGAAUAUUAAUACACAACCCUUUAUAACAAUUUGAAUGACUUUUCAGAAGAAACAUUAGAAAAAUAUUAUGGAUAAUUGGAAAAAUCACUCAUUUUUUUAUGCGAAUAUCUAAAGAAUUUUAUUCAGAAUGGAAGAGCCAGUCUAGAGGAAUGCAAAACGAAAUUUAAAGAAUCCAGAGAAAUGCUGUAUUAAGUAUAGAAAAGUUCUAUAUUUUUUAGUAAUUCAAAAUACAUGAAAUUUACUAAUUAAUUAAAGAAUUAGGUUUAUAAGAAAAUGAAGAUGUUUAGGAUUAAAUAGAAAAAAAAUUGAAUGAUAUAAGAGAAAAAGUGAAUGAAGAUUUAUUGAAACAAUAAAGCAGCAAGAUUAAAACCAUACUUAAUGAAACCUAAUUAGCAAUAUAUAAGUACAAUAUUUUAGAUAUUUUAGAUUUAAUUUAAAUUUUAAUAUAUAAAUCAAAGAAAUAUCAGUUUAAAUCGAUAGAAAUGCAUAAGAGUUAUAAAAUUACUUCAGUACAUCAUUUCACUCUAUAUAUUAUGCAAGAUAACAAUUUAAUCCUUAUAGCACAAACUAAAACUUAUAAAGAAAUCAAGAAUCUAGAUUAUGGGUAUAAAGCCAAAGUAAUUCAGACUUUGUUUAAAUGGAAAGAUCCAAGUUUUCCUUUUCAGACAACAAUCUCCCUUAUUAUAGUUCAAUGAUUUUACCACAAUACUAUUUUGAAUACAUUUUAAAUUAUGCUAGUGAUUAUCAAAAUAACAAUACUUUUUUGAAAGCCUAUAGUAUAUUUGAGCCAAAAAAUUAAGAAAUUGUAAAUGGAUAGCAAUUCUGGAAUUAGAAUCCCAAUUAAUGA